Messenger RNA from Salvia miltiorrhiza (redroot sage), 546 nucleotides. RefSeq lists its product as uncharacterized. The transcript has a single exon. NCBI's taxonomy places the organism in Eukaryota, Viridiplantae, Streptophyta, Magnoliopsida, Lamiales, Lamiaceae. The record is from RefSeq and is a predicted model, not a curated record. Bases 1 to 546 code for a protein of 181 amino acids.
AUGGAUAUAUUCCGGAAAGCAAAAUCAAUCAGGAUGGUGAGCUACCGAGACAAAUACCUAACCGCGGAGGAAGACGAGGAGAGCGUGAUCCAAGACGAAGAGCAGCGACCGCAAUCGGUGUGGACAGUGGAAUUGGUGGAAGAUCGAGACGCGAUUCGGCUGCGGAGUUGUUUCGGCAAGUAUUUGACGGCGUCAACCAUUCCGCUUCUCCCGGGGGUGACGGCGAAGAAGGUGGUGCAGACGUCGUCCCCGUCGCCGGCGACCGAGUGGGAGCCCCUGCGGGACGGGAUGCAGGUGAAGCUCCGGUCGUGCUGCGGCAACUUCCUGCGCCCUAACGGCGGCCUGCCGCCCUGGAGAAACAUCGUCACGCACGACAUCCCGCACCUCCCCAAUUCCGGCAACAAGCUCCUGUGGGAUGUCCAGAUCGUCGAUAAACGGGCGCCAAUCCGAUCCCCGCCGUCGAAGCUCAGCAAGUUUGGGAGAUGCAGAUCGGGAUCGUUCUCUGAGACCAUGGAUGCGAUCAUGCCGUCUCACGAAUAUAUUUGA